AGAUAUAAUCCACCAAAUUCUUCCGAUUCAUCAUCAUUACUUCUUUGUAAGUCAAAACAGCCAGAUGAAAAAUUUGAAAAUAUACUUUUCGUCUGGAGAUCAACAGAUGAUAUAAAUAUACUAUUUUCAAAGCAAGAAGAUAAUAUUGAAAAUGAAGAAAAUUCAUUCUCGGCAAUGGAAUUAGAUGAUACGGAUCUUGAAGAAUUUGAUGUUGAGUUACCAUUAGAAGAUGGAACGAAAUUGGAGGAUCUUAAUGAUGAGAUUGAGGCCUUUUCAAAAUUAUGUAAACAAAUGCAUUCAUUGGAUUUAAUAAAACGUACAAAUGAUGCUUUAGAAGAAUUUUUAUGUGAUGAAAUUGAAUUAAGAGUUCAAAAUACUUGUAAAGGAACUUUUGAUAAACCUAUGCUUAGACAUUCAACAAAAUGGUUAUAUUCUACGCUUUAUCCUUGGUUACAAAUUAUAUUUUCCUCCAACUCUCAACUUUCUCAUGAAUCUAUUGAAAAUAGAUUAGUAGCUUGGUCAAAACGAUUAAAUUACCAUUUUUGCAUGAUAUUCUGUGAUUCGAGGAUUUCAGAACUAUUUGACGUAAUUGUUGAUUUUCCCGACUCAAAAAUUGCUAUCGAUGAUUUAAUUGUGUGUAUGAGAAGAUUAGAUAAAGAUUAUAGGUAUCGACUUGUCGAAUCACUUCAUGCAGCUUUCCGUAAAAGAUUGUUAAUUCCAGGAGCUGGUACAAUGGAUAUAAUUAAUACAUACAUUUCUACAAUAAAAUGUUUGAGAUUAUUAGAUUCAUCUGGUGUACUCUUGGAAAAAAUUACUGGACCAUUUAGAAAUUAUUUAAGAACAAGAGAAGAUGCUGCUAGAUGUUUAGUAAGUAGUUGGAUGGACGAGAAAAAUAAUAACAAUGAAUUAAUUGAAGAGUUGGGUCGUACCGAAGAGCCCAUUGAUAAUCAACAAGAUGUUCGGUUUAAUGAUGAUAACUGGCUGCCUGAUCCAAUGGAUGCUGGUCCAGAUUAUAAAUCAUCAAUAUAUCGGUCUGCUGAUAUAACAAACUUACUUGUUAGUUUAUUUGAUACAACGGAUUUAAUCAUAAAAGAAAUUCAAAAUCAGAUGGCUUCUUAUUUAUUAACUAAGACCGAUUAUGAUACAGAGAAAGAACUUACCAAACUUGAAUUAUUUAAACUUCGGUUUGGUGAAUCAAAAAUGUCAACAACCGAAGUUAUGAUUAAAGAUAUUUCUGAUUCGAAAAGAAUAGAUUCAUUUAUUCUUGGUAAUGAUAACCCAUUAAGAAGAAAUAUGUCAGGAUCUUCAUCAGAAGUGAUGAUGUUACAUGGUACUGUAAUAUCAAGAUUAUUCUGGCCUACUCUUAAGGGUGAAGAUUUUGAUGUACCUGAACAAAUUUCCAACGAAAUGGUAAAAUAUGAUGAAGGAUUUCAGAUAUUUAAACCAAGAAGAAAAUUACAAUGGUUAAAAUCAUUAGGAAAGGUUCAAAUAGAAUUAGAAUUACAAGAUCGUACAUUAGAAUUUGAAGUCGCGCCUAUAUAUGCUACGAUUAUUCAUAAUUUUCAGCAACAAGAUAAGUGGAAUUUAGUAGACUUGGCAAAAAAAAUUAAAAUUGAUCCGAUUAUAUUAAAAGGCAAAAUGAAUUUUUGGAGUGAUCGUGGUAUUUUGAAAGAAUUACCGAAUGAUGAAUGGUUGUUAUUAGAAACUGCAGAAGAAGUCGAUCCAAGUAAAAGAGCUUUUGCAUCAAACGAAGAAAAUUGUGAUAAUAUUAUACAAUCAUUAGCGGAACAAAAAGCUGAAGAAUUUAAAAUGUACUGGGCUUAUAUAGAGAAUAUGUUAAAAAAUCUUGGUGGAAUGACAUUAGAAAAAAUUCAUAAUAUAUUAUGUUCUGUAGCCGAACCAACAACAUCAUCAUCAAAUAGUAGUUUUGAUAAUAAUUUAGAAGAUUUAAAAAGCUUUUUAAACCAAAUGGUAGUUGAAGAUAAAUUAGAAUUUCAAGGUGGACUUUAUAAAGCUAAAAUAAACUAAUUAAAUUAGACAUACACUUGGUAUAUAUUGUAAUGUUA
Messenger RNA from Rhizophagus irregularis DAOM 181602=DAOM 197198, 2066 nucleotides. RefSeq lists its product as uncharacterized. Gene Ontology annotation, cellular component: anaphase-promoting complex. NCBI's taxonomy places the organism in Eukaryota, Fungi, Glomeromycota, Glomeromycetes, Glomerales, Glomeraceae. Gene Ontology annotation, biological process: metaphase/anaphase transition of mitotic cell cycle; protein K11-linked ubiquitination. The record is from RefSeq and is a predicted model, not a curated record.